Molecule: messenger RNA, 1455 nt
Organism: Nerophis ophidion (straightnose pipefish)
Lineage: Eukaryota; Metazoa; Chordata; Actinopteri; Syngnathiformes; Syngnathidae
Product: GDP-D-glucose phosphorylase 1-like
Exons: 1
Coding region: 303-1385 (360 amino acids)
Biological process (GO): glucose metabolic process
Cellular component (GO): cytoplasm
Molecular function (GO): GDP-D-glucose phosphorylase activity
Source: RefSeq, a predicted model, not a curated record
CGAAGAAGAACCGGUACAAUGAUUCCGGAGGUAAUUCGCCCAGAAAGAGUAGUGACAUUACUACCAUUACGCGUAUGACUACGACCACAACUAUAUGGUAUGUAAUUCAUACGUUAGUUUAAUGUUUUGUUUUUUUAAAAUAUAUUGUUUACAUUGAUGUUUUGUUGUGACGACCGGAACGAACUAAAAGAGACCCUACCAGACGACUGUGAACAUCUACGCAAGCCUCUGUAUUUACGCAAAUGGCGUAAGAGUUAUACCUCUUCUUUAAUUUUUUUUUAACUUAGCAACCGUAAUCAACCAUGCCGAUCCAGUUUGUCUAUGGGAACCAGGACUUUGUUAAAGAUGUAUAUGCCAAUAUUGGUACUACACCCCGCAUGGUAUCAGCAUCAAGGUUUGAUGCAGCUGUCCAAGCUGGAUGGGCAGACAGGAUGGCGAGGGGGUUGUUCCGCUACCAUUUAGGGGACUUGCAAACACGCGUCCUGCCCGGUCCAUGUGGUUUUGUGGCCCAGUUGAAUGUCGAGAGAGGAACUGAAAGAAGAAAGCCACAGAAGAUACUCAGUAUUCAGCAGGAGUUCAACGCCAAACAGUUUAAUUUCAACAUGAUCAAUCAGGAUGAGAUCAUAUUUGAGAUGAUGAAGGAAUCUGAAGAAGGACAUGGAAGUAAUCAUCAUGCUUGCAAGACAGUUGUGCUGGUCAAUGUCAGUCCUUUGGAGUUUGGACAUUGUCUUUUUGUCCCUGAUCCGUCACGCUGCUAUCCUCAGGUGCUCACAAAGUCGGCCAUUCAAGUCGGUGUUGAAUCUGUCCUGCUGAGCUCUGACCCAGGCUUUCGUGUGGGCUUCAACAGUCUCGGGGCUUUUGCAUCCGUCAAUCAUUUACACCUCCAUGGAUAUUACCUGAAACACAAGCUCAAUAUCGAAUCGAUGCCAGUCAGACCGAUUCUUCCUGAAAUCGGAUUUUACACUUUAAUGGGAUUUCCUGCAGGUUUUUUGUUCUACACCGAAUCAGGGGGCGCGGAUGACGUCGCAACCGCCAUCUGUCGUGUCACCGACUUCCUGGUGGAGGCCAAUGUUGCUCACAACCUGUUCAUGACCAGGGGGUGUCCGCCUUGUGGUCACACUCAGAGCGAAAGAGACGACAACUUAUUGAGGAAAGGUGUGCGGAUUGCUGUGUGGCCCAGAGUAGCUUGCUUCGGUACCAAGGAAGAGUCUGCAUUGAACAUUGCUCUCUGUGAGCUUGCUGGACAUCUGCCAUUUAAGAACAAGAUGGACUAUGAGCGCUCUACGGAAUCACAUGUAAUAGAAAACAUUCAACAAUAUCUUCUACCAGAUGAGGAUAUGCUUAAAUUAGAAAAGCAGCUUACUCAGCAGCUAGUAACACCGUAGUGUUGGGACAAAGCAUUGUAAACUGAUGUGCCUAUAAGAUAAAUAAAUGAAAUAAAAAUACACUUUUCUA